UGGCUAAUUAGUGACGUUCGAGUACGGGUAGGGAGUGGCCGUCCGUGCGCGCUUCCGCGUCUCCCGUUGCCUCUGCUUCCGCAUCCGCCAUAAGCGCAAUCUGUGGCGCGCUCCCGACUUUUCUUCACUGACAGACGCCCGAGUCACCCGCAACCGAGCACCAUGAAUGAGGAAUACGACGUUAUCGUGCUGGGGACUGGCCUGACGGAAUGUAUCCUGUCAGGAAUAAUGUCAGUAAAUGGGAAGAAGGUGUUGCACAUGGAUCGCAACUCUUACUAUGGAGGAGAGAGUGCUUCCAUUACACCCAUGGAAGAUCUGUACAAAAGGUUUAACAUCCCUGGAAGCCCACCAGAGUCCAUGGGACGCGGACGAGACUGGAAUGUGGAUCUUAUCCCUAAGUUUCUUAUGGCUAAUGGCCAGUUAGUUAAAAUGCUGCUGUUCACUGAAGUUACCCGUUAUCUGGACUUUAAAGUCAUAGAAGGAAGUUUUGUGUACAAAGGAGGAAAAAUCUACAAGGUUCCCUCUACAGAAGCAGAAGCUCUUGCGUCUAGUUUGAUGGGACUGUUUGAGAAGCGGCGCUUUAAAAAGUUCCUAGGCUUUGUUGCAAAUGCUGAUGAAAAUGAUCCAAAGACACUGGAAGGGGUUGACCUUAAGAAGACAACUAUGCUAGAGGUUUACAAGAAGUUUGAUUUGGGACAGGAUGUCAUUGAUUUCACAGGCCACGCUUUGGCUCUGUACAGGACUGAUGAGUAUUUGCAACAGCCGUGUUGGGAAGCUAUUAACAGGAUUAAGCUUUACAGUGAAUCUUUAGCACGUUAUGGCAAAAGCCCUUACCUAUAUCCACUGUAUGGCCUUGGAGAACUGCCACAAGGGUUUGCAAGAUUAAGUGCCAUUUAUGGGGGGACCUACAUGUUAAAUAAGCCGAUUGAAGACUUGGUGUUUGAGAACGGAAAAAUUGUUGGUGUAAAAUCUGAAGGAGAAGUUGCCCGAUGCAAGCAGUUGAUUUGUGACCCCAGUUAUGUUCCGAAUCUCGUUACUAAAGUGGGACAGGUUAUUCGUGUAAUCUGUAUCCUGAGUCACCCAAUAAAGAACACAAAUGAUGCCAAUUCCUGUCAGAUCAUCAUUCCUCAAAACCAGGUCAACAGGAAAUCUGAUAUCUAUGUGUGCAUGAUUUCCUAUGCACACAAUGUGGCUGCACAAGGAAAGUACAUUGCAAUAGUGAGCACUACUGUAGAAACAAAUGAUCCAGAGAAGGAGAUCAGACCUGCCCUUGACCUCCUGGAGCCCAUCGAGCAGAAGUUUGUUAGCGUUAGUGACAUGUUUGCUCCAACUGAUUUGGGAACAGUAAGUCAGGUCUUUAUCUCGCGCACAUAUGAUCCAACAACUCACUUUGAAACUACCUGCGAUGACAUCAAGGACAUCUACAAGAGAAUGACUGGAUCAGAAUUUGAUUUCGAGGAGAUGAAGCGCAAGAAGGAUGAUAUCUAUGGAGAUGACAAAUAGUGACCUGCGCCACAUCCGGGAGAAUUCCUGAAUCUACAAGGAAACACACAUUUUGGAAAUUAGGAACACUGAAUGAAACUCAAUAUUGCAAGGCCUGCUUUUUGUAAAAACUAAAAACCAAGAAUACUUCACUGGUAUCUGCUCUGUGCCCCUCUUCUGUUUCAUUUCCUGAUCAGGCUGCUGCCCAGAAUCCAUUUCUGUUUGGCCAUUUCUAGCUUACUAUGGGAUGAAACUGAUCUUUUUCAGGUUGACUGUUGGAGUAAUUCAUGCAAUGAAGUUCUAUGCCUUCACUUCUCAUGUUUUAUCUUUAUUUUAAUUUAGAUUCCGCUCUGGUAUACCAAAUAAUAUUUUCAUACUCAGGAUUAAAUGACAUGCUUAACUGAUCUGUUUAAUCUGAUUUGCUGUAAGAAGCUUGAAGGUAUUUUAAGCAGCACCUCCCUCAGUUACCGCCAUCCCAUCACUGUAUUAGUAUAUGGUCAGGUCUGUACACGGAGCUCCUGGUGUGUUAUUCUUGCAAAGUUUUAAAAUUCCUGACACCAGCUCAGAAAAGUUUGGCUGUAGACACCUGUUUUAUCUGCAAACUAACAAACCAUGUCCAUAGUAUUAUGCAGGCAAGACUUGCAUUUGUUUCCUGACCUGAUAAAACAGCAAAAAGCAGUAUUGAUUUGAUUGAGUCCUACUCUCAUAUGUUGCUUUAAUAGGGAUUAAACUGAUGUCUGUACCGCAGAGUAAAGCCAAAUUGUCAAAACUC
Messenger RNA from Hyla sarda, 2254 nucleotides. RefSeq names its product GDP dissociation inhibitor 2 (gene GDI2). Gene Ontology annotation, biological process: protein transport; vesicle-mediated transport; small GTPase-mediated signal transduction. Gene Ontology annotation, cellular component: cytoplasm. Gene Ontology annotation, molecular function: Rab GDP-dissociation inhibitor activity. Bases 163 to 1503 code for a protein of 446 amino acids. The transcript has 11 exons. NCBI's taxonomy places the organism in Eukaryota, Metazoa, Chordata, Amphibia, Anura, Hylidae. The record is from RefSeq and is a predicted model, not a curated record.